Messenger RNA from Diaporthe amygdali, 1530 nucleotides. RefSeq lists its product as uncharacterized. Gene Ontology annotation, biological process: transmembrane transport; carbohydrate transport. NCBI's taxonomy places the organism in Eukaryota, Fungi, Ascomycota, Sordariomycetes, Diaporthales, Diaporthaceae. Gene Ontology annotation, cellular component: membrane. The transcript has 7 exons. Gene Ontology annotation, molecular function: carbohydrate:proton symporter activity. The coding region runs from base 1 to 1530 and encodes 509 amino acids. The record is from RefSeq and is a predicted model, not a curated record.
AUGGCUGGCUAUGCCUCGUCUCGAGGGUCCCCCUUGUACUCCCCCGCGUGGGUCACCUGGGCCUUCAUCCUCUUCGGUUACGAGCAAGGUGUCUUCGGCCCUAUCCUACAAAAUGAAGAUUGGUUGGAUCAAUUUGAUCAUCCUUCCGACUCCAAGACAGGGAUCAUUGUCUCAUGCUACAACCUAGGCUGUCUGAUGGGAUGCGUCUUGAACUUUCUCGUCGGCGAGAAGCUUGGGCGUCGUUGGACUAUCUGGUUUGCCAUGGUUUGGGUUGUGGUUGGAACUUGUUUGCAGACCUCAGCCUUCCAUAUCGCUCAUCUGGUCAUUGGUCGCAUCAUCACGGGUGUCGGCACUGGCCUCAAGACUUCGACGGUUCCUACAUAUCAGUCAGAGCUUUGUAAAGCAGCAUCUCGAGGCCGCCUUGUCAGUGCAGAGGUCCUAUUCAUUGGUAUCGGAAUCGUGGUUGCCUACUGGUUCAACUUCGGUAUGAGCUUCGUGGGCGGGCCCAUCGCUUGGCGUCUCCCUAUCGCUCUACAAGCCGGAAUGGCGAUAGGAGUCAUAAUUCUUGUGUUCGCCUUGCCUGAGUCCCCGAGAUGGCUGUUCUACCACCGCCGGAACGAAGAAGCAGUCGAAGUACUCUGCGCGAUUCACGACAAGACCCCCGACGAUGAGUUCAUCGUCGCCGAAAAGAGGGCUAUACUCCAGGCCUUGGAAAUGGAGUCAGAGAUUCAACGAUCCUUCUUCUCUGCCUUCAAGAACGAUGACCUGAAGACGGGAUACAGGGUCUUCCUUGCUUGGCUGAUUCAACUAAUGAACCAGAUUUGCGGAAUCAACUUGAUUGUUUAUUAUAUACCAUCCGUCUUGCGCCUCAAUGUUGGCAUGGGCGCUCAGCUAAGCCAGAUUUUAGGCGGCUGCAUUCAGAUGAUGUUUAUGUUUGGAAAUCUGCUACCUACGUUUGCCCUGGAUCGAAUGGGUCGGCGCAAGACCAUGAUCUGGGGCUGCGCUGGCUUGGGCAUUUGUAUGCUUAUGGUUGCAGCAUUACUCUCGCAGGCAGAUGGGGGCGCUACGUCUCGAGGAACGAAUUUUGCCUCCGCGUCUAUCACUUUUUUCUUUUUAUACAUGCUUAUUUAUGGAGCAACCGUCGCCUGCGUCCCUUGGGUUUACGUGCCCGAGCUGCUGCCCCUGAGCGCCCGCACUCAGGGAACCGCUAUUGGCAUUAGUAGCAACUGGCUCUGGAACUUUACCGUCGCGAUGAUAACCCCGGUUAUUAUUAAUCGACUCCAGUGGAAAGCCUACCUCAUCUUUUUCACAACCUGCAUGAUAUUUGUUCCCCUGGUCUACUUCCUUUACCCCGAAACAAGUGGCCUGAGUCUCGAGGAAAUUGACUUGAUCUUCAUGGAUGGAAGAAAUCCUGUUGUUGUUGGUUGGGAGAUGGUUCAGCUGAAAAGGGCCGGUGGAAAUAUCCCCGCCUUCCCCGAGGCCGCAAACGCAAAGGAUGUGCAGGUCGAAACCGCGGAGAGGGUCAAUUGA